This is a messenger RNA of Pecten maximus, 5370 nucleotides long. RefSeq lists its product as uncharacterized. The transcript is spliced from 16 exons. The record is from RefSeq and is a predicted model, not a curated record. The coding region runs from base 301 to 2523 and encodes 740 amino acids. Lineage: Eukaryota; Metazoa; Mollusca; Bivalvia; Pectinida; Pectinidae.
CAAAGACUAAGUUUGUCAACAUCUCCUCAUGCCAAUAGUUGGAGGAAAGACCUACCACUUAGCGUUAACCGUUACAAAGUUUACAUUUCAACAGUCCGCCUAAGAUAGCCAACCAAAAGCCAGAAGGUCUGUGGUUGCUAUAGUGGAUUUGAAGCGUUUGAAUUUUAAUAAAAAUGGUGUAACUGAGAAGGACCUGACGACAGGGUGAUACAAGGUGUGGGAGCAAGGACGCAUAUUACUAGUGGUGGAGUAAGCCUCAGGUGACUUGGGAAUAACGGUCCAUCCUUACAGUGUUAUAAGAUGGCUUGGGUCUGGCCGGAUGAACCUUUGCCGGGGGAAGGCAAGAAAAGAAGACAUGGGAAGCUGAAUGUAAAUAACCAGACAGAACCAACUUCAUUCUCCAAAAAUAAGAGUGAGCAGGGUGGGAUAGACUUCCGUACAUAUGAGAAUCUAACUACUCUCACAGCACCUUUCGGGACCAAUAACACUCCAGUGCUUGGAACCAAAAUUAUUGGUGGACAAGCGGUUUCUGUACUGGAACACCUUUCUCCCAAUCAAUACGAUGGCAGUGGGGGAUUCAGCAUCACAAAGCUCAAUGACAUCGCAGACAAACCAAACAAUGUCAACCCAGAUCUUCUGCGACGGGGCGCACGCACUUAUUUCAGUGCUCAGCAGCCUAAAGAUGACUAUGACCAGGAACCUCUCCCCAAUAAUCAGGUUUGGGACAAUUUUCAAUCACACCUUCAUGGUAAACCAACCUAUAUUGGAAGAAAUCGUCCAGAUUCAAAAUCUUUGUCACGAGGAUUGAAGCUAGACCCUCUUCAAACCAAUAAAAACAAGAACCAGCUGUCAACCAUUUUUGAACCCGAGAUAGGAAACCCAAAUGCUUUACAAUUGGAAACGGAGUAUACAGACAAAUAUAUGAACGACACAGAAUAUGAUAGGCCAGUUAGUGAUCAGAACAGACAGAUGCCUAAUGGACAGAUGUAUGAUUCUGCUAAAUAUCCUAAGGCUCUCAGUGAUAUAGGGCCAGCACCUGUGCACCAAAGCCAGCCUCCUGCCAAAGAUGCAAACUCAUACCCUCAUAAUGAGUUAAGUGAACAGACACCACGCACUGUGCUCAACGAAGAGCGCAAUAAGCUGUUAAAGUACUUGUGGAGCUCAAACCCUGGGGCUCUCCCUCAGAGACCCAUUGAGUUGUCACUGCUGGAGGAGGAGAAGCUAGGACACAUUGUCAGCGUGGAAUUGGACGGGAUACCACGGAAACGCCUCGACAAAGUUCAUGCUGAUGUCAUUACGUCUGACUGGGCACAAAAUGGCACCUGUGCCCUAGUAGCUAUGAAGAAAGCUCUUGAAGCCAAUGCGAUACGUUUAGACCCAGAUACUGUGCGAUUGGCAGCAGCUAAAUUUGUCGACCGUAAUCAGAAUGGAUGGAUAUUUUAUCGGGAUUUUGUUAGAUAUCUUAAGAAAUUUUUGCCUAAAGAACCACAAAGUAAUGCUGAUCAUCGAUUCCAGAGUCAACCAAACUCACCGAUGGACGACCUCAACCCACGGAUACAUCGGACACUUGGGAUGACAUUAAAGAUCGCUAAACAACAACUGGAAGACCAACACAUCAAAAUAAACAUGUCCGCAAUUAGGAGGGAUUUUGAAUCAAAAGAUAAACCCCAUACAGGACGACUGAAUGAAUUGGAGAUCUUUGAUGUGAUGUACAAAAAUGGUGUAAAGCUGCCAAGUAAUGUGUUUAAGGACCUUCUUUACAUGAAGAGACGCCCCCCACCAGACGGACUACACGACUGGGAGGCAUUCCUACGUGUAUUGGAGAUGCUUCAACCCGAUGCCACUGGUCUAGAACUCCCACGCAGCAAGCAGCCAUUAGAGUAUGCCAAGCCUACAUUGGAGAUGUACGAUACAUGGCCAACAAGAUCUCCUCGCCGGGACAACCCGCCGUAUGAUGGUUACCGGCAGCAAUCUAACCACCCACAUGAGGAACACUGGCAACGCGAUGGCUACCAACCUUCUUUCACCAACGGAGACGCAUAUAAUCAAGGAUACAAUGGCAACACAUCCUACAGACGGGAACAUUCCCCAAGUCGUGCUCAACAGAUGUCGUAUCGGGCUGAUGAUGAAAAAAGAACUAAGGUGAGAUACCCACCUAUAGACAAAUAUCCCCCAGCACAGUCACCCAGACAGUUGCAGGAUGAGAUUAGCAAGAUGGAAAAUGAAAUUAAAGCAUUGCAAGAUCGAAAUGAGAAGCUUGAACUGAUACGCAAUAAACAAGAGGAACGACAAACACUUUUAUCGACCAUUACCAGUUUAGGGAAGAGUCUGUAUGGGAUUGAUGAGAGGAGCUACCGGUCAUCAGGUCGAGUUCACAUCACAGAAGUGGUAGAAGAAUCAAUGAAAUACAGACUUCCACUUCCCAGGCAAUACUUGGAAGAAGCUGCUAGUAGAUGCAGGAAUGCUAAAGGAAUGGUAGACAUUGAGAAAUACCUCGACCUGGUCAAGGGGCUGGUCAACUAAUCUGGUGUUACCUUGGAGAUUUGUCUCCAUGGCAACAGACACUCAUUUUUGAAGAUCUGUGAUAUCUCUACACCUCCGUCCACUAAUCACGAGGCCUGAAUGUGGCCAACCUCACACUGUACUUAAAGUAUGGUUAAUUUAUUGUAAAUGUAUGUAGCAAAUUAUACUUUUAGUCAUCAGUUUUAGUGAAGCUGUCAGUAAACUCAAUGGUUUUGAUGGAAAACAAGAGAAUUGAGGAAUCACUCUAAAAUAUAUGCAGAAUAGGAACUCUACAGAUAUCAGAAAUAAUUCAUCAUUUACUGUACUGUAGAUAUAUGAGGACUUAAUGAUGUCAAUAUUGAACUACUGUUAAUAUACUUUUGUCUUCAUAUAUAUUCUUUGUAAGCUGAAAAAUAUAGAUGCAUUAAUAGUGCUUCCUUUUUCUCCUUUAAAAAACUUACAUAAACAUACCUGCAUGAUGUCCCCAAGCCUGCUGUCUAACCCAUUUGUAUAAAUGUUAUACAAUAAAAUAUGUUGAAAUGAGAAAUGUCCCCAAGAACUUAUGGUGACCUUGCACCUUGAUGGUAAUACUGAAAAACCAAUGUCUCAAUUACAGUUACAUUCAUGUAAGUCACCUCCAUACCCUAUAUUUUUCAAAGUGCUAGUAAUUUGUCUCCUUAACCCAAUAUACUUUGUCCAAAUCAUGUGUGCCAUCCUUACAACUGUCAGUUUCAGUGAAGACAACUCAGUUUCUGUGAGAACAGGAUAAUACACCAAUUGGUGACACAAUAUUGUAUCUGAAAUAUACAUUUCAUUUCAUCUAUGUUGAUUCUUAUCAUACUGCUGGAAAUGUCAUACACAUUACCAUCACUUAGUAUUCUUAUAACUGUAAGUUUUGAUAAUUAUUCCUGAGGUAUUUACAGGAUUACAAGGCUGUGAUGUUGGGUUAUCACAAGGCUGUGAUGGGCGGGUUAUCACAAGGCUGUGAUGGGCGGGUUAUCACAAGGCUGUGAUGGGCGGGUUAUCACAAGGCUGUGAUGGGCGGGUUAUCACAAGGCUGUGAUGGGCGGGUUAUCACAAAGCUGUGAUGGCUUUCUUUCAUUUCGUGUGAUUUUUUUAAGCUCACAAACCUCUGAAAGAAAACAUCACUACAAAAUAAAAAGCCAAAUUAUUUUGAAACAUUUUUUUUUUAUUAGUAAAUAUAAAAUGUAAUAACAGAGUAACAAUUAUAUUACAUAUGAUUUCGGAUAAUUUGAACAAAGGGACGACUAAUUCAGAUUAUUAAGAUGAAAUCAUUAUACUUAAUUAUGCUAAUUUGUAAAUGAUAAUGAAAUACCAUAAUAUGUAGAUGUUGUUUACUCUAACAUGUGUUUUAUCCAGGUGAUUGUAACAAAUGACUGUGGAAUGUAUCAUAUACUGCUUAAUUUAUUCACAAUUAAAACAUUUUUUAAACAUUAAAAUUUGGGUAUAUUGAAUACAAUGUAUGUGUCAAAGUAAAUUCUGUGAUCAAUUUGUAUAUAAUUAUCAUGUAUGGCAGUGUGUUCUGGUAGGAAUCAUUAUGUACAUAUAUACAUGUAUAUUUACAUGUCCAUAGAUAGGAAGGUGUAGAUCAUAGUUCACCAUCAACUCCUAUAAUCAAAAUAUACAAGAAUAUCCUUUAAUCAGCAAGUUACCUCCCCUUUUAAAAGAAGACCAUUGCUUUUAGUGAUCAGUUAGCUCCCUUAAUCAUUAAAAAAAACAACUAAAAAUACAGUCUGUUCUAGAUCAGUUAUCUCCCCUGUUUCAGAACAGUCAUGACCCUAUUUCAGAACAGUCAUGGCCUUGUUUCAGAACAGCUAGCUAGAAAGGAUAAUUGUUGAAUUUGAUGGGGCAUGUGUUUCUGAUGCGAAUGGUGAAUUGAUUCAUACAGGAUUAAAUUCAAUGAAAAUAUAAUAAAACCGUAAAAGAAUAUCAUAAAAAAUAAUUCAUAUUUAAUGAUAUUUUACAACAUAAUUUAAAUAAGAUUCAUCUUCAACAGAGAGUAAUUAUGGUAGAUUAAAAUCAAGGAUAGUCUGUUGUAUAUUUCAUACGAUGUAAAAUAAAGGAUAGACUGUUGUGUUUAAUACAAAAAUUACAUACUUCAGUUUUACCAGCCUUGACAAGUUCUAGCUUGCAUUUUCAUCUUUGAGAUUUAGAAAAAAAGAAAAAAAACGCUAUGUUUAAUUGUAUCAUGCCCUACCAUGAUAUUUUGCAUGUUGGCCUAAGUAGUCACUAUCAGGAAAUAUUUCUAUACAUUUUGGUGCCAUUUUUUUUGCAUUUUUGUGAGAAACAGCCUAUAUGCUGUGGACAAUGUAGAAUUAUCAAAACAUAUUCUAGUAUUUUUCUUUGUUCUAGGAGUAACAGAAUUUAUAGCAAUAAUUUUCAUAUUUUUUACUGGCAUCCUUAAACAACACCCAGAUUUUGUUUUCCGAUUACAUUGUGAUUUCCUGGUCACAGAAAGUACUUUGUAGCCUCAUUCUGGUGAACUGAUUUAGAGAGGAAGAAAAUUUGUCUCCAGAUUCUCACAACUUGUGUACAUUUAAGCAGUUAACUCAUUUGUGAUGACAGAUUGUAUUGCCACCCCAUGUUUAUUAUGUUACUUAAUCUGCUAGGGAUUAUAUUAUGUUACUUAAUCUGCUAGGGAUUAUAUUAUGUUACUUAAUCUGCUAGGGAUUAAGAUGUUGGACUCCUUUUUUAUUUUCAUGAUACUCAUUGUGAUAUGAUCCGUUUAGUCUAUGUUAAUAAUACUACUAGCUAUACUGGAUGUUUUAAUUUAUAUAACAUCAUCUAGAAAGGUCUGUGAUAUUUACAUCGAACUAUUUACCAAUUAAUAAAGAUUUAGAUUUGUCA